Messenger RNA from Entrophospora sp. SA101, 1071 nucleotides. The record is from the annotation of a GenBank genome assembly. NCBI's taxonomy places the organism in Eukaryota, Fungi, Glomeromycota, Glomeromycetes, Entrophosporales, Entrophosporaceae.
AUGUCAACCGGUAAAUAUGUUGGUAUGGAUUUAAACUUAAAAAAAGAUGCUUUUUGUGUUCUUUCAGAUGGAACAAGAUUUAUGCAUCCUCAAAAUCAUAAAAAGAACGAGCAAAAACUAAUUAAAUCUCAACAAAUUUUAAAUAGAAAACAAAAAGGAAGUAAAAACCGAGAAAAAGCAAGAUUAAUCCAUGCUAAAAAGCAAUAUGACGGCAUAGCAAGAGAAAACUUAAAAAUCCCUAGCAUGCUUAAAAACAGAAGACUAGCAAAAGCAAUAUUCAGAGUUAUGGAAGAUACUGGUCGCCAAUUGGUUAAAGUUUCUCCUUACAAUACUACGCAAAAAUGUUCGGGUUGUGGUGAAAUAGCCAAAGAUAAGGACAUUUGGUCUUUUGCUUUAAGCAAAACCAGUAGUAGUGAUUUACAAGAAUUAUUAGAAAAAAUUAACACUUUAACUCAAAGGAAAGUAAAUGCUAGUCAAUUAAUUAGAGCCUUAAUUUAUCUAGGUAAAGAAAGCAAGGAGGAAAAAUUACUCAAAGCUUUAAAAGAGCCAAAAACUACUUUACAAUUACUAAAUGAAUAUAAAGAAUACGGAAAGUAUUUUGCGGAUUUGUUUCCCGAAGUAAGUUAUACAGAAACCGAAAAAGGAUUAUAUUACUGGAUUUUAAUUAAAGAAUUGCCGCCCAAUGGCACUUUAAAAAACUUUGAUGGGGAAAAUUUAGGAGAUUUUUACGGCAGCGGUAAAUUAGUAGUGGGAGCCGGUAGCAGAGUUGAUAAAGACUUACACCCUAUCCACCCUGGCGAAAUCUUGCGGGAGGAAUUAUUAAAAACUUAUCAGAUUACUCCACAACAAUUAGCCCAACACCUUAAAGUUGAGGAGAAUGUCAUUGAAGAGUUAAUUCAAGAAAAAACUAGUUUAACCGUAGAUUUAGCUUAUCGACUUUAUUAUUUUUUUGGAGUUAGUGCCGAAUAUUGGCUUAAUUUCCAAAGAAACUAUGAUUUAGAAACUUAUCAAGAAAAAGAAAACUUGAAAAAGCAAAUUAAACCUUAUCCAAGAAAAGAGCAAAAUAUUUAA